Messenger RNA from Candidula unifasciata, 680 nucleotides. The record is from the annotation of a GenBank genome assembly. NCBI's taxonomy places the organism in Eukaryota, Metazoa, Mollusca, Gastropoda, Stylommatophora, Geomitridae.
CUGAUAGUGAAGGCAACCAACCUUCUGACAAAAAGAUUAAACAAGAUAGUACAGGAAGUGUGAAGUCUGUGAAGGUGGGACUAAAGGGAAAGAAAGCGCCCGGCUCAAGUAAAACACAGCCAAAGAAAACCGCAACAGAUAAGGCAUCACCUUCUGCAGUAUAUUCACACUGGUUAGUAAAGUCUGAGCCGGGAUCUAGAUAUGAAAAAGGAAUUGAUAUGAAGUUCAGUUUUGAUGAUCUGAAAGUUUCACCAGACCAGACAGCUUGUUGGGAUGGAGUCCGAAACUAUCAGGCACGCAACUUUCUUAGAGACCAGAUGAAGCUGGACCAUGCAGACUUCUUCUAUCACAGCAAUUGCAAGGAUCCAGGAAUUGUGGGCAUCUGUAAGGUCGUAAAAGAAAGUUAUCCUGACCACACACAGUUCAAUUCCAAGGAUCCUCAUUUUGACAGCUCUUCAAAAGAAGACAAUCCUAGAUGGUUUAUGGUGGACGUGAAGUAUGUACGGCCAUUGAAAAGAUUCAUAUCUUUGGCUGAGUUAAAGAAAAUCCACCAAGAACAUGCGAAGAAUGGGGGUCCACUACAGAAUAUGGCCUUGUUUACCAGGGCAAGGCUCUCUGUGCAACCACUGACUCAAGAAGAAUGGGAUUUCAUCCUACAUCUGGAAGACGAGGACACUUAG